This is a messenger RNA of Tilletiopsis washingtonensis, 1499 nucleotides long. RefSeq lists its product as hypothetical. Lineage: Eukaryota; Fungi; Basidiomycota; Exobasidiomycetes; Entylomatales. The transcript is spliced from 4 exons. Bases 62 to 1171 code for a protein of 369 amino acids. The record is from RefSeq and is a predicted model, not a curated record.
CUCAAGCAUCUGUCUCGCUCCCACUCGACUUCGCCGCUCGCACUCUCCCACGCCGCUCAUCAUGCCGCCCAAGAAGGAGAAGCAAGAGACUAAGGCCGCUGCGGCGCCUCCCUGGACGUCCGACCAGAACGCACUCCUCAUCGCGGCGGUGGCAGAUGUCGUCAUCGCUAACCGUCGGAGCCUGUACGACAAUCCCGGCCUUGAGCCCUGGCGUGCUAUCAAUCGCGGCAGCCUACUCAACGGUCGUCUGAUCACGCUGCUCAAGGCGGUCUGCUCGGCGCACGGAGCAGCGCACUGGCGUCCUCCCACCAAGGAAAAGGAAGAAGCAGACGCGGCGAAGCUCAAAGCGAGUCAGAGCAAGGCGCCCGCCAAGACCGGCAACGCAGCCUCAGCGAAAGCCGGCAGCAGCAAGGCGAAGGCCAUAAAGGAGGAUGAUGGCAGCGAGGAGGAAGAGAAGCCCAAGCCCAAGGUGACGGCGGCGCAGAACAAGAAGGCCAUGACCGAAGCGGCGCUCGCCGCCGUGUGCGCCAGCAGCACGACGAUCGACGACGACGAGGACGUGCCGCCUCCACCGCCGCCUCGUGCUCCCAAGAAGGAGGCCAAGGCAUCUGCCAAGCCUUCGGCCAAGGACAUCGCGCCUUCGUCGUCCGAGGAGGAGGAGGAACAGCAAGCCGAAGCGAAGCCUUCGCCCGAGGUCGAGGUCGUCAUCGUCAAGAAGCCCAAGAGCAAGGGCAAGCCGGCGUCGAAGAAGGCCAAGCCCGCGACGCCCUCGGAGCCGGAAGACGACGACGAGGCCUCGAACUGCGCGGAAGGCACGCAGCACGCCAACACCGACAGCGAGGUCGAGGCGGUGCGCCGCAAGAUCAUCAAGAGCCCUGCGCCGGCCAUGAUCAAGGCGAAGAAGGCUGCCGCUGAGGCGAGCAGCAGCAAGGCCAAGCCCGAAUCGGCGAAGAGCAAGCCCAAAGCUACGAAGCGCAAGGCACGCACGCCGUCGGACGACUCAGACGACGGCUCGGCGCCGUACGAAGAGGCGCAGGAGUCGGCCGAGGAGGACGAUGACGACGCCUCGUCGCAGCACGACGUCGUCACGUCUGCCGAGAGCGAUGCACGCUCGACGCCCGACAGCGAGGUGGAGCGUCGUCAGAAGAAGAAGGCGAAGAAGAGCCGCUGAGCUGCUUCGACGUCGGCAGCCACCCGCUACCCGCUCUCACCCCGCUCUACACCCUCGACGCACGCCCUUGUGCCGACCGCUUCACACCAUCGCGACCCGUGCGUCGCGCGCGCUCACGCCCGAGCCAGGCCGUCUCUGUCUCCUCCUGCCGCCGUGGCAGUCUCAUCCCGUAACGACACGCUUCUUGACCUCGCCUGCGACUGCGUGCGCUUUGAGAGAGAUGUCUCGGCGAGCGGCGGAGGGAUGCAGGUCGCCGCGAGGGGCAGCCGUCAGGGGCUCCCAUGCGCGGCAUGUGGUGGAGAUGGACCCUCGGGGCCGCGGCGACGCG